Molecule: messenger RNA, 1163 nt
Organism: Amphimedon queenslandica
Lineage: Eukaryota; Metazoa; Porifera; Demospongiae; Haplosclerida; Niphatidae
Product: ADP-ribosylation factor 6
Exons: 5
Coding region: 154-684 (176 amino acids)
Molecular function (GO): GTP binding; GTPase activity
Source: RefSeq, a predicted model, not a curated record
UCUGAUCCACCAAAAAGGAGACAUCAGCUCAGAAAGGGAGUCACAAACAUUUCAUCUUCUCUCUCUCUCUUAUUUCAUCUCUGGAGGCAUUCUAAAAGGCGCUCUCUGUGUUUAUUAGCCAGUCAGUAGUGUUAUUGGACAAAGUGCUACACAAUGGGGAAGAAACUAGCUAAAUUAUUUGGUAAGAAAGAUAUGAGGAUUCUUAUGUUAGGUCUUGAUGCUGCUGGAAAGACAACUAUCCUCUACAAGUUAAAGCUAGGCCAGAGUGUUACCACUAUACCAACUGUAGGAUUCAACGUGGAGACUGUUACAUACAAGAAUGUCAAAUUCAAUGUCUGGGAUGUAGGAGGACAGGAUAAGAUUCGUCCAUUAUGGCGUCACUACUACACUGGUACCCAGGGACUCAUUUUUGUCGUAGAUUGCGCUGAUAGAGAUCGUGUUGACGAAGCCAGACAAGAGCUUCACCGCAUCAUUAACGACAGAGAAAUGAAGGACGCCAUCAUAUUGAUAUUUGCUAAUAAACAGGAUCUACCGGAUGCAAUGGCUCCGGUUGAAAUACAGGAAAAGAUGGGACUAGCAAAACUACGGGACAGAACAUGGUACGUUCAGCCGUCCUGUGCUACAAGUGGUGAUGGUUUAUAUGAAGGACUAACAUGGCUAACGUCAAAUCAUAAAAGUUCCUAAAUUAUUAUUGUCAUUAUUGGUUAUUAUUAUUGUCAUUAUUAUUAUUAUUAUUAUUAUUAUUAUUAUUAGCAGGCUAGUGAGUGUUGCUAUAUGUUAAAACUUAAAUUUAAUUCAAAACUUUAUUGUGCAUGCACUAAUGGUUGUUAUUAUUAUUAUUAUUAUUAUUAUUUUGACAUUUUAAUUUUUGUUCCUCUCUUUGAGCGAUAUAGGCAGCUUGUGUCUGCUUGUGAUACUCGAUCUCUCUUCAUCUUUCACUCUCUCUCUCUCUCUCUCUCUCGCUUUUCGCACAUGUUCUGUGUUAAUAUAUUAUUGUAAUUAUUAUUAUUAUUAUUAUUGUUUUGUUAUUAUUAUUAUUAUGUGAAUAAGUUUUAGUUAUGUCACUUGAUGUUCUUGUUCUUGUUACUUCACAUGUCUUUAAUUGCAGAACAACGCACAGUUAAAUAAUUUAUUUUUAAUUAUUAAUUUGGCUCUAAUGAUAA